AUGCCCAACAAACGAAAAGCAUCCAUGGCUCCCCCCUCUUACAAAAGGCCCCGCAUCUCAUAUGAGGACGAAGAAGAUCAGUCUUCUUCUGUGACACCUUACGAGAAGCCUGUCAACCACCCACUCUAUGGCCAGAAGAACGCGUUCCCAGGUCUGGACGAUGGGGGCGACGAACUCUGCUACGGCGACGCAGAUGAUGGGCUAGAAUACCUACGCAUGGUUAGAUCCGAGGCGAGUGCAUUACCGUCGCUAUUUAGCGCACAGAGCUCAAAAGGAGAUAACGAUUCAAAACCCUCAACGACUACAACUAUCACCGAAACAAAAGCUCCAUCCUUUCCGCCCGGAUUCUUCGAUAAGGAAGAGGCAUUCGUCGCCCCGGUUGAGCACACUAAAACGACGGUCGCUACAUCGCAAGAACUAUACCCCGAAGCACAAUCUGCAUACUAUAACCUCCUUCGACAUCGAUUCCUUCUCCUCCGAUCUACCCUAAAAUGUUCCCCUCCAGCUGCUGUCAUCGUGGCUCUUGAUGACGCCCACCCGAUCAGUCUCCCACGCAGAGUCGAGGCUGCGCGUAAGGAAUGGCGACGACUUGUCAUGUCCGUGGAGCCACAAAUGGCGCAGUUAGCCUGUAUGGACAUGGACAGUGUGUUUGGUGUUCUGCAAAUAAUGGCGCGCAUGAUGUCCGACGUGCUGCGAAGUGGAGACGCCGAGAAGAUUCGACGCAUCGGUGCAUGGGCCUGGGGCCUGCUAGGAAAGUGUCGGGAAAUUGGCGAAUUAUCUACAGCAGAGGUCGGAGACAUCCGCGACCUCGGGAAACGGGCUGCGAAGAUUUUGCAAAAAAUCCGGGAAGCGGAUGAUACCAUGCAGAUGGAAGAUGAGGAACUGCCUGGCUCAGAAUCCGGGGAAGAAGAACAGCCCCAGGAGGAAGUUUCAGCAGGAGGAGAUGAACCUGAAGGCCAGACGACGCAGACGGAGAUUGAGAGCGGCAAUGACGCAAAUAUGGCUGAUGCAGUAGACGAGACUGCCGAGUUGGAGGCGGCUAAGGCGCGACUUCAAGCCAAGAUGCAAGAUAGCGGGGACAGUGAAGUCGAUACAGACAGUGAUUCUGUAGCGAAACAGACUCGUGCUAUGCUUGAUAUGGUCAUCAUGGUGGUUGGUGAGUUUUAUGGUCAACGCGACCUUUUAGACUCGCGGGAUGUGUGGACUGUUUCAGUUUGA
Molecule: messenger RNA, 1218 nt
Organism: Penicillium angulare
Lineage: Eukaryota; Fungi; Ascomycota; Eurotiomycetes; Eurotiales; Aspergillaceae
Product: SIP1 domain-containing protein
Exons: 2
Coding region: 1-1218 (405 amino acids)
Biological process (GO): spliceosomal snRNP assembly
Cellular component (GO): nucleus; SMN complex
Source: RefSeq, a predicted model, not a curated record